UGUGCCUGUGCUUGUAGCCUUGGGUGGUUUAGCUCCCUUGGUCUCCAAAACGGCAUUUCUGCAAUAACAGCCAUUUAGAAGGAAUCGAGAUAAAUCAAAACUAUGGGUAGACGUUUCACCUCGUAUAAUUUUCAAAGCUGAAUCCUCCAACGGGUUUGACUUGUUGCGGUGCCAUAGUGUCCAAGGUAUAGAGUUAGUAGUGCUCUGACGCGUCAGCUUUUCCAUCCUCUCGAGCAGCAGUCCCAGCUGGAGCAACGUCACUAGGAAACACGUGCUCAGCGGGACACUCUCUCACACACAAAAUUGGACUUUCGAUCCCGCUUUCGCUGAGGCUGGAAAUAUCACAAACAGAUGAGCACUCGCCAUUUACGUACGGCAGACAAGGCCACCAAUGAGCGAAAUACCAAGGUUUUAAAGUCGUUGUUACAGCAGCCUGAUAACAAAUACUGUGCAGACUGUAGGAAAAAAGAUCCACGAUGGGCAUCUUGGAAUAUCGGUGUGUUCGUUUGUAUACGAUGCUCAGGUGUUCAUCGGUCAAUGGGAACCCAUAUUAGCAAAGUCAAAUCGGUGGAUUUGGAUACUUGGUUACCAGACCAGGUAGAAAAUAUGGUCAAAUGGGGUAACGCACGAGCUGCUCUUUAUUGGGAAGCCAACUUAAAAGAUAGAAAGCCUUCAGAAAGCAACAUUGAUGGAUGGAUUCGAGCCAAAUACGAACAUAAGCGAUGGGCUAUGAAAGGUCCUGUUCCUGACCCUAGCACAUUGGGGGAUGGCUCUGAAACUGUGUCGGCCACUGCACAGCCUUCUCAGCAAGUCCAGCCCGUUGUCGCCCCCAAGCCUAAGUCAAGCUCUGACUUUGCUAAUCUCGACGCUUUUCUAGGAGCACCCUCUGCAACUCAUCGGGUGGCCGACUCCUCGUCACCUCCCAAUCAACUUCAUGGAGCCAACUUCUUUUCUAUGGCAGAUGAGGAAAUCCGACACUCCUCCUCUGCUCCUGUGACGCCAGCACAAUCGCGUCCAGAUACACCGUCGACAGCGUCUAUUAAGUCAGCUGAUAAUGGGGGUUCCAAGCACAACAACCUGAAAUCUUCCAUUCUCUCGUUGUACAACAGUCCAAGAGCAAAUGCUAGUGCUGGUGGUCUUAGUACCCAACCCACGACAAGCUAUGCUAACAACCUUGGAAACUACCAGCAGCAAUUGAGCGGGCUAGCAAUGGGACCUCCUAGCGGGAUGAUACCACAACCACCGCCGCAACAGGCAAAUCAAUACCAAAAUGUAUGGGGAGGGUUUCAAGAAGGGUCUAGCCAACAGGCUUGGAGCAACAACAAUGAUUUCACGAGUUUCAAUCAGGCACCACCAGCAUUCCAGCAAAUCCUUCAAACCCUCAGCGGCCAAAUUUUGAUGCUUUUGCCGAUCUUGCAAACUUUGGAAGUUAGUUUGAUUUUUCUCUCUUAGAAAGUAAUAAUGAGAAACGCGUAUUUUAAAAAUCUCCAAGCUUAAAAAUGAUUAUCAGACUGAGAAGGGGAAGAAAAGUCCUUGGGAGCACUGCAGCAGCUCCGUACCAGUCGAGAUCGCGAGCCUGCUGUUUUGGUUCGUUAGUGCGUGGUACGACUGCAAUCUCACGCCUUUUUUUUUUUAAAUUAUUUUAUUUAUAUUAUACAUUUUUUGUAGUCUAUGGUUUUUUGAUCCUUUGGUAUAAUGCAAAGUAUUCAGUAAGCCAUCUUUUUAUGAGCAUGCACUUGUAAGAAAGGAAG
This is a messenger RNA of Umbelopsis ramanniana AG, 1751 nucleotides long. RefSeq lists its product as uncharacterized. NCBI's taxonomy places the organism in Eukaryota, Fungi, Mucoromycota, Umbelopsidomycetes, Umbelopsidales, Umbelopsidaceae. Gene Ontology annotation, biological process: endocytosis; intra-Golgi vesicle-mediated transport; endoplasmic reticulum to Golgi vesicle-mediated transport. The transcript has 7 exons. The record is from RefSeq and is a predicted model, not a curated record. Gene Ontology annotation, molecular function: GTPase activator activity; metal ion binding. Gene Ontology annotation, cellular component: Golgi apparatus. Bases 352 to 1452 code for a protein of 366 amino acids.